This is a messenger RNA of Zophobas morio, 783 nucleotides long. It is a transcript of the gene DCTN5-p25, whose product is annotated as dynactin subunit 5. Bases 130 to 678 code for a protein of 182 amino acids. Lineage: Eukaryota; Metazoa; Arthropoda; Insecta; Coleoptera; Tenebrionidae. The transcript is spliced from 4 exons. The record is from RefSeq and is a predicted model, not a curated record. Gene Ontology annotation, cellular component: dynactin complex.
UAUCCGAUUAGAGCUUGUCAAAGUGACAGAAGUGACAGUACAGCUCACGUUGACAUCUGUCAAGUUAGGUUAUAUGGUAGUGUACACAAAAUUAUCUAGAAUUGAAGUGUUUUCAAUAAUUUAAACACAAUGGAACUGCGCGAAAUAAACUACAAUAAAAACGAAUACGUUGAAACGGCUUCCGGCAACAAAGUGUGUCGUCAAACAGUAUUAUGCGGCUCUCAAAAUAUUAUAUUGCAAGGCAAAGUGAUAGUUCAGGCGGAAGCUAUUAUUCGAGGAGACUUAGCAAACGUUCGAACAGGGCGUUACUGCAUAAUAAGCAAAGAAGCUGUCAUACGACCACCUUACAAAAAAUUUAGCAAAGGAGUGGCGUUUUUCCCACUAACAAUGGGCGAUCAUGUGUUUGUUGGAGAACGCUCGGUUGUGAGUGCGGCCGUUGUGGGAUCAUAUGUAUACAUAGGCAAAAAUUGUGUUAUUGGCCGGAGGUGUAUUUUGAAAGACUGUUGUCUGAUUGAAGAUAAUACAGUUCUUGCUCCUGAAACUGUCGUACCUCCUUUUACAAGGUAUGGAGGAUCCCCAGGCACAAAUAUUGGUGAUUUACCCGAAUGUCAAGCAGAUUUAAUGGUGGAUUUUACUCGUGGCUAUUAUCAGCACUUCCAACCAACAAAAAUUAUUUAAAUAAGCUUAUUUGUUAUUUAUUAUAAUUUUUAAGAUUGAUUUUUAAAUUAUGCAAUUUUGAUACUAAAACUAGGGGAAAUAAAAAUAGUAUAGAUAUUUCAAAAA